This is a messenger RNA of Sipha flava (yellow sugarcane aphid), 890 nucleotides long. RefSeq lists its product as uncharacterized. Gene Ontology annotation, cellular component: membrane. The coding region runs from base 244 to 774 and encodes 176 amino acids. The transcript is spliced from 5 exons. The record is from RefSeq and is a predicted model, not a curated record. Lineage: Eukaryota; Metazoa; Arthropoda; Insecta; Hemiptera; Aphididae.
UGUUGCAUUAAAAAUUAAAUACUAUGUAUUUUUGUUGUUUUCGUCCGUACGUAGUCAACUAAACAAUUAACUUAAGUUCAUAGGCAACAGCGAGGAUUGAAAACUUCCAUAAUAUAUGCAGAUAAUUCAAUAACGAUUUUUAAAUGUUUUUACGUUAAUGUUAUUUUUAUUACUUGUGUAAUAAAAUUGUUUUCUAAAUACGUGUCGAUUAUUAAGACGAAUGAAGUACAAAAAUAUUAAAACAUGGAAACUAUUCGAACUCACCUGUCUAGAGAAAUGUCUCACACAGUGACAGUUACCCGAACCACAACAUCUACCACGUCCGCUAUAAUCCUGAACACGGGUUACGUGAAAUCCAUACCCGGGUUAUUGAAAUUAGCUGAAGUCAUUUUAGGUGGUAUUAUUUUGGGACUGUUGAUUUACAAUAAAGAUACUUUAUGUAACUGCUGGGUAUAUGGCGCAAACCACUCCAACCUUUUCUUUUUAGGAAUAGUGUGUACAUUUUUCUUAACAAGUCUGUUAUUACUGAUUUCUUGUCUGCUAUCUAUUUCCACUGGACCUAUCAUAUCAAAAACUAAUUUUGAGUUCAUUUACCAUGGUGCUGGAUUUAUAUUUUUGUUAAUAGCAUCUAUAUUCCUAUUACUCGAUGCGAAUCAAAAUGACAAUCGGGCCAAUCACAAUCACUUUGUUAUUGUUUCGAUUUUGGGACUAGUAAUGGCAGCCUUUUAUUUGUUGAGUUCAAUCUGGGGCUACCGUUCAUAUAGAGGCCCAUAAGCAACAUAUUAAAUAUUUCAUAUACAAGGAGCAUAGCCACACGGACAAAUAGAAAACAGUGUGCAGAUUAAUAAAGAAUUUAAAUCAGCUUAAAUACAUAAUUUAUUAUAUUAUAA